This is a messenger RNA of [Torrubiella] hemipterigena, 4799 nucleotides long. NCBI's taxonomy places the organism in Eukaryota, Fungi, Ascomycota, Sordariomycetes, Hypocreales, Clavicipitaceae. The record is from the annotation of a GenBank genome assembly.
AAGCUACAGGUGCUGUGGUUUUGAGGCGCUUCCUUGCUUUGUGCCCACAGAAACUGGCUGCACCCAGAGUGCGUCAUCGGCUUUGUUUCAAAAGAGGCAGCCAUUUCGCGAACCUCCACAAGCUUGUAGCUAAAUAUGGCCUCUCCCCAGCAUUGAAAAUUAUUAUUGAAUAUACGUCUCUUUUUCUUUUCUUUCCUUAAAGAUUCCCAGCAUUGUUAUCCCUUCACACUGGGAUUCUCUAUUGUCUGUUUCGGUCUCUAAGAGCUCACUACCCCUCCACUGCGCUCGAGGAUCUCCGUCACUCUUCACCUAGCUAUAUGUUCGACGUAUCUCUAUACUUUACAUACGUCCACCUGGCAGAGUAUUCAUUAUGACUCUUGUUGAAGAGAAACAGGAGCAUGUCCGGCGCGAGGCAGCUGCCUCUUCAACGACCAUGUCUACUUCAGACAUGAUCCCUACGCCAGAGGAAGCUACAAUAACGGAUGGAUUCCUGCUGCCAGAAUUUCAUGAUGAUACCAACGAACCUCCACCAGUAUAUGGUGAGAGUCUUGAGACGAUGCAGUUUUCACAGCCUGGGUUUAGUGCCGGAGCAGCUGUUACUGGUGAUGGCCGAAUCGACAUCAAUAUUAGCACGAAGAAUAGACGGCUGGCAGAGCUUUUGGCGCCUAUCUUAGACCGUCAAAUUACAGAUGCGGAAGAUCAGUUACCGCCGGCAUAUCUUCCUCCUGAUCUUACCACUGGUACGGAUGGCAAGCCACCGCCUCCGAUGAACAUUGUCAUUCAGAUUGUAGGCUCUCGUGGUGAUGUUCAGCCAUUUGUCGCGCUUGGAAAAGUCUUGAAAGAUGUAUAUGGCCACAGAGUGCGCAUAGCAACACAUGCUACGUUCCAAAAGUUUGUGGAGGAAAAUGAUCUCGAGUUUUUCAGCAUUGGUGGUGAUCCGGCCGAGUUGAUGGCAUUUAUGGUCAAGCACCCCGGUCUUAUGCCAGGUAUUGAUGCUCUAAAGAGCGGCGAAGUCACUAAGAGACGCAAGGGUAUCGAAGAGAUGCUGCUAGGCUGUUGGAGAUCUGCGAUUGAGCCUGGCAAUGGACUUGGUCCUCCUCCGAAGCCACACAAGAAAGACGAGCCUCUGGAUCUGGCCGAAACCCUUGAUCUUGGAGACGAUGUUCCCUUUGUGGCUGAUGCUAUUAUUGCAAACCCUCCUAGUUUUGCACAUGUACAUCUGGCUGAAAAGCUGGGUAUCCCACUCCACAUGAUGUUCACGAUGCCAUGGACUUCCACAAGAUCGUUCCCGCACCCGUUAGCAAAUAUCAAGUCAACCACCGUCGACGAUAUUUUAACCAAUACGCUCUCAUACACACUUGUGGAGAUGAUGACCUGGCAGGGCCUGGGAGAUAUUAUUAACCGCUUCCGCGAAAAGAUUCUAGAUCUCCCAGCUGUAUCCCCGCUAUGGGCUCCGGGCUUACUGAGCAGACUGAAAACGCCUUAUACAUAUUGCUGGUCUCCUGCUCUUAUUCCCAAGCCUAAAGACUGGGGACGCCAUAUCGAUAUUUCAGGCUUUUAUUUCUUGAAUCUAGCCUCAUCAUACACACCUGAUCCAGAACUGGAUGCAUUCCUUAAAGCCGGCCCUCCCCCAGUCUAUAUUGGAUUCGGAUCUAUUGUUGUUGAUGAUCCCAAUGCAAUGACAAGAAUGAUCUUUGACGCUAUUCACUUGGCUGGUGUUAGAGCACUAGUCUCGAAAGGAUGGGGUGGCCUGGGAGCAGAUGACGUUGGUAUCCCAGAGGGUGUAUUUAUGCUUGGAAAUGUUCCACAUGACUGGCUCUUCCAACAUGUAUCGGCUGUGGUCCACCAUGGAGGUGCCGGCACCACUGCUGCUGGUAUUAAGGCCGGUAAACCUACAUUCGUGGUGCCAUUCUUUGGUGACCAGCCUUUUUGGGGAUCAAUGGUUGCUCGAGCUGAUGCUGGACCCGAACCUAUCCCGUAUGCCUCCUUGACAGCCGAGAAAUUGGCCGAGUCUCUCAAAGUUUGCUUGCAACCGGAUACGAUAGAGAAAGCAAAGUCGCUUGGUGAAAAGAUUCGAGAGGAAGAUGGCACAGCCAUGGGCGGCAACAGCUUUCAUGCUCAUCUGGAUGUUGAGAAACUACGAUGCAGUCUUGCUCCGAGCAGAGUGGCCGUCUGGCGAGUAAAGAGAACUGACGUUCGCCUAAGCGCCUUGGCCGCUGCAGUCUUGGUAAAAAACGGUCUCAUUAAAUAUUCGGAUCUAAAACUAUAUCGAUCCAAGGAACAUGCCACAGAAGACCGUCCUCUUGAACCGGUGUCGGCAGGCGCAUCCUCUCUUAUCGCUGACUUGUCCUCGAUCGGUAUGUCUAUUGCUGAUAUACCCUCUGGCCUCAUCAAGUCUCGGAAAGCGUAUGUAAAGGAAAGCAAGGAGUCGAAAGCCGCUAGUGAAACACAAUCCACAAGCGGUAUCACGAGGGGAAAUACCGAUUCAAUGACCGAAUUAUCGGAACUUGGGUCUACCCAAGGCACAUCAGCACAAGUUGCUAGUCCGGAAACGAAAGAUGGUGCAGCAUCUUCCACAACUGGAAGACCGGAAACAGAAGCUUCGAGGUCAUCAGAAAAUUCUUCACGGAUAAAGCUUGACGCAGCUAUCGGUGCUUCCCAAAACAUUGAACGGAUUGUGACAACUGGCGUCAAGUCGCCUAUGAACUUCUGUCUCGGUCUUGCACGAGGUUUCCGCAACAUUCCACGCCUGUACAAUGACGAUACUAUUCGGCCUGUCGAUAAAGUGACGGAUUUGGCCACUGGAAUGAAAGUUGCUGGCAAAGAACUUGGCUUUGGCUUUUAUGAUGGCAUUACUGGCCUUGUAACACAACCUAUCCGUGGAGCAGAAAAGGACGGGGCUGCUGGCUUAGUUAAAGGAAUUGGAAAAGGCGUUGCUGGUCUGAUUGUGAAGCCUGGUGCCGGAAUCUGGGGUCUGCCAGCGUACAUGAUGCAAGGCGUGCAUGCGGAAGUCAACAAGUUGUUUAGCAGGAGCGUUCAGAACUACAUUAUCACGUCUCGCAUUCAUCAAGGACAGAUCGAACUUCGGAAAGCCUCCGCAGGAGAACAAUCCGACAUUUCCAAGAGAUGGGACAAUGUGAAGUUUGAUCUGCGACACUUUUAUCAAUUUAAGAGAGCUAGUAAAGGCAAAGGUGUUGGCGAGCCAUCAUCCAACACGGAACAAAGUGGCCCUGCCGAGGUUGGAUUUUCCAAGCCUAAAAGUUCGUGGCUCCGGACACUCAAGAUGGCCUCUGAUCAAAAGAAAAAACUAGCAGCCGAACGACGGGCGUGGAAAGGUGGUUAUGUGGAGGCGAACCUUCCGUCUGGUGCCAGAGCGAACACAACCACCGCCACUACCACCGAGAAUGCCGAAUUGGAGCAAGCCAUUCAAGCGUCUGUUCGAGAAACAUCUCGAGGUAACGCAGAGGACGAUGCAGCAGUAGAGGCAGCUAUAAGGCAGAGUAUCAGGGCUAUGAAAAAUGAAGGCGCCACGGUUCCUGGAACUGGGCCAGUUCAAACCUCGGGAGCUGCCCCAGUAAUCUUCGAUGAUGAUGAGUACAAGAUCACUGAUGAGGAGUACCAGCAACUCAUAGAACAGGCAGUGCAGCAAAGUUUGACUGGUGAGCAGCACGGCCUUACUUCUACGGGGUAUCUUCCCGAUGUGAAGCGACCAGUAUUAGGAGGUGGCCGAAACGUAGCUGUAGCAGAAGAUGACUUGUAUUCUUCUAUGGAGGUGCAUCCGUCUGGGGCACAAGCUGCUGAACACGAUGCCGAACUUGAGCGUGCAAUCGCCGCGUCUAAAGAAGAUAUGGCGAAAGCACAGAGCCAACAAACAGAAGAAGAUAUAGUAUUGGAGUAUAUCAAGAAGCAAAGCUUGGCAGAAGAAGAAUAUCGGAAACAGGCAGCAGCUAGUGCCAGAACUAACGAUGAUGAGGAUUUACGAGAGGCCAUGGAGCAAAGCCUAAGAUUGAGUGGGAAUGCCCCAGGAUCAGGACCCUCAGGAUCGAAAUAGGGCAAGCCUGGUUGCAUAAUGAAACGUAUUUAGCAUUAAUUAAAUUGUAUACCCAGAUACACUCCUCUAUCUUAUUCUAGCCUCAACAAAUUGGUAUCCAAAACAACACACUCCACUACGCCUGACACCGAUUUUCACAACUUGCCACCACGCAUCCAACUUGACCAGACGCUCAUUUAACCGUAGUUCGGCUUUUGUCCAUUGGGCGGACCUUGGGGGCCUCCUUGGGGCGGAGGCUGCAUUUGAUACCCUUGAUUUUGCAUUUGACCGUUGCCGCCGUUGGCCAUGGCUAAGACAUCCUGGCGACUUUCAAGCGGUUGAUGGAAGUUGCAAAUGUUACAAGCAACGUCCUUAUAACCAGAAAUGGUAUGAGGAAUUAGGGGCUAGACGAAAGUGUUAGUCUUGAGAUUCAAUACAAGCUUAUCCAAGUCUGCUGCUUACAAUCCAGCAAACAGUAAAGAAGGGACGACUCUUUACAACAUGUGCGGCCAUGUUUCCACAGUGGAAGCAUUGCACUGUAAGACCUUCGAAGCCUUCCACAUCACUGCGGAAAGUGUGCUCACCGCAUACAAAGAAGAAGAACAUUGUUGAUUAGGGUGAGUGUCGGCAGAAAGGGUAGUGUUUAAAGGCCGAAUAGUUGACGCUAGAGAUUCCAAAUUUGCAGACUGUUUGAACACGAGAAAGCCCGGUAUUAUGAAGCUGCUAGCGAUGGCGUAUUUGAGAUGAUUGAAGACGACUCUGGAAUAUA